AUGUCAGCCUGGUUUGAUUAUUGGAACGACUUGGGGCCUCUUGGUGAUUUUCUGUUGCCAAGAACUAUUACGGAUGCUGAUUUUCGUUUGGAUGACCCGGUGGCUAAGAUAUUCUAUAAUGGUGUUUGGAAUUGGCCUGUCGCGUGGAGGGAUCUAUUCCCCGUUCUCAUUCAGCUCGAUCACCUUCACUUAGAACCGUCAAAACCUGACCGAUUACUAUGGAAGGAUGAUGGGGAAAUUAAUGAAUUCUCUUCGUCGGCUGUUUGGCAUUCGGUUCGGCAUAGAGAACCAGAAGUUGACUGGUGCAGUUUUGUUUGGUUCGCCCAAUGUAUCCCUAGGCAUGCGUUUAUGAUGUGGUUGAUAAUGAAAGGUAAGCUUCUUACUCAAGACAAAAUUCUGCAAUGGGAUCUUUCUCGGCGUAAAAACAUGAAUAUGAUGUGCUGUCUGUUAUGCUAUGAGAACUUUGAUUCUCACUCUCACUUGUUUUUUAAGUGUAAGUUCUCCUCUCAAGUGUGGCUUAUGGUUCGAAAUAGAGUGGGGAUGAGUUUUGUGUGUCCGAGAUGGGUGGAUAUCGUCGAUUGGCUUCGUGUUCGAGCUCGUUCAAAGAAAGCUCAUGUUUAUGUUGCUAUGAUUCUUGUUGCAGCCACUGCGUAUAGUAUUUGGCAAGAGAGGAAUGCCAGGUUAUUUGAAAAUCAAUUGAGACCUCCUAAAACGGUUAGUGACAUCAUUCUGAAAACAGUGAGAUACAAGUUGAUGGGAGCAAAGUUAAAGAACACUGAUAGGGUGCGCAAGCUGCUUGGAGAAUGGGAGAUUACAAAAGAAAGUGAAAAUGAUGGAGGCUGA
Messenger RNA from Helianthus annuus (common sunflower), 843 nucleotides. RefSeq lists its product as uncharacterized. The record is from RefSeq and is a predicted model, not a curated record. The transcript has a single exon. The coding region runs from base 1 to 843 and encodes 280 amino acids. Lineage: Eukaryota; Viridiplantae; Streptophyta; Magnoliopsida; Asterales; Asteraceae.